AUGGACAACGAAGGGAUCAGUGAUUGGAAGCACAUCACCUCCCGUACUGUCAAGGAAGCUCCUGAUCUAUGUGUUGUUAAUGGUACACGGCACAUUAGGAAGAUUAAAUGUGCAAUAAACAACGGAGACAAUAUACAAGGGCGCAGAAACUAUCCUCCCGCCUCCGUUUCGGCUAUUUGUAUUAUCCUUCAAUCUGUUACAAGAAGAAGGAAGGAAUGCUCCAGGAAGAGGGCAAGAUUAGCAUACAAAGUUGGAGAACAGCUGGAGGAAGCCCGAUGGAGCAGCGAUAACCUCUAUUGUCAGAUCCGUCAAGUCUCCUCCAGUCGCCCCUUGAUCCUGAUAGACAGUUUUCCCGCGGCUCUGCGCCGCCUACCUUUCGCAGCGGACAAUGUGGGGUGCCAUUGUGUAUCUUUAGCUUUUACUCUGCAAUAUCUCUCCAGAUCUCAGCCGUUAGCGUGUCUCCAAGUCGCAGAUGUGCGCAAGAAGUGGAGGAGACCAGUGGAUGACUUUGGUCACGAAGGAUCUUUAUCUCAGAUCUGGGUCCCUUCACCGCACGCCCUCACGAGGACAAAGGUCUCGAGUGCCCACGAUCAUGGCCUGCUCUUUGCGUCGGGGUUUUGA
This is a messenger RNA of Nezara viridula (southern green stink bug), 621 nucleotides long. Lineage: Eukaryota; Metazoa; Arthropoda; Insecta; Hemiptera; Pentatomidae. The record is from the annotation of a GenBank genome assembly.